Molecule: messenger RNA, 669 nt
Organism: Parathielavia appendiculata
Lineage: Eukaryota; Fungi; Ascomycota; Sordariomycetes; Sordariales; Chaetomiaceae
Exons: 2
Coding region: 1-669 (222 amino acids)
Source: RefSeq, a predicted model, not a curated record
AUGUUCAUCAUAAACAAGCGCUCCAAAACGCAACACUCCAGCUCCGGCUCGGGGGAUCAAGCCAAGCCGCGAGACAAGGAAAGGAGUUCCAACAAAGGUUCAUGCAAGGGCUCAACCAAGGGCUCAAAGGAAGGUUUACCCGGCAGUUCGUCCAGCGGAAGCGGUAAGAAGGGCAAGACGGGGCCAGAGGAGCCGCAAGAGUACGAGGUACUAUCAACCGUAAUAUUCAAGGGGAACGACAACAUGAACCGUCGCUGCGCACUGUUGAUCGAGCACCAAAACGGUACACACGACGUCUGGCGGCGAAACAUGAUUGUCCUACAUCGGUCUUCCAAGAAGUGGCAGAUUCGCGAGGAGACUGAGGAGAACGCGGCCAAUCUCGAGCGCGGCGCGAAGAAGCUGUUCAUCAAGCGCUUCAGGGUCGGCAAGGGGGCCGACGCCCGGAACGACACGAGGCUGCGCGACGCCAUCUGCAACGCGCCUGUCGACAACGACAAUGAGGAGUGGAACUACCUGAACUGGCUGGACGGUGCUCUGAUCCGACUGGUGAAGGAGAAGUUGUUGACCAAGGAAGAGAAGGAAAAGAUCGACAUACCCGCACUUCCGUCGUGCAUCUGCAUCCCGCACGUGCCCCCAGACCGUUCUCCCGCUUCGGCUGCAUCCAAGUAG